This is a messenger RNA of Salvia hispanica, 1066 nucleotides long. The record is from RefSeq and is a predicted model, not a curated record. NCBI's taxonomy places the organism in Eukaryota, Viridiplantae, Streptophyta, Magnoliopsida, Lamiales, Lamiaceae.
GUUAGGCUUCUCCCUCUCCCCUUCCACCGUGGCUCCGCCUUGCCCCGCCCUCCCGUUAAUCGACUACGGCGGUGGAAGUGACUUCAAUUCUAUAAUGGAAGCCAUCAAUAGGCCUAAUGAUCAACCACAAGGUGUGGAUUUCACAACAAUGGGGACCCAUAACUAUGAAGGGUGUGACAGAGAAGGAAUGGCUCUCACCUUACAUACAUUGUACACUCAAGAUCAAGGCUUCCUCAUCAACAACAAACUACCAAUGGCUGAAGCCAAUUGGGAUUCAAGAAAUAUGUAUGGCGAUGAUCUGCACACGCUGAGCCUAUCGAUGGCCCCGGUAGCUAAACCGGUCGGUUCGGGCCAAAUUUCAACCUGCAUUGCGGCCGAGAGCAAGAAAAGGGGCCUUGAAAAGGCUCAUCAGAAGCAGAUUGUCCAUCGAAAGUCGAUCGACACAUUCGGGCAGAGGACCUCUCAGUACAGAGGUGUCACUCGGCAUAGGUGGACAGGGAGAUAUGAGGCUCAUUUGUGGGACAAUAGUUGUAAGAAAGAAGGGCAGAGCAGAAAAGGGAGACAAGUUUAUUUAGGGGGUUAUGAUGUGGAAGAAAAGGCAGCAAGGGCUUAUGAUCUUGCAGCAAUCAAGUAUUGGGGACCUUCCACACAUAUCAAUUUUCCGUUGGAAAAUUAUCAACAAGAAGUCCAUGACAUGAAGAACAUGAGCAGACAAGAAUAUGUUGCUCAUUUAAGAAGGAGGAGCAGUGGUUUCUCUAGGGGCGCUUCUAUAUACAGAGGAGUGACAAGGCAUCAUCAGCACGGCCGUUGGCAAGCGCGGAUUGGCCGAGGCGGGAACAAGGAUCUUUAUCUCGAACAUUCGGUGAGCACCCAAGAGGAAGCUGCUGAGGCAUAUGAUGUGGCUGCCAUCAAAUUUAGGGGUACAAAUGCUGUGACCAACUUCGAUAUAUCACAAUAUGACGUGGAGCGAAUCAUGGAGAGCGACAGCCUUCUACCGGGGAGAUCGCAAGGCCAAAAAGAGACACGACCGUGGUCUAUGCUGGUCAAGAGUCACUACACCAACUAG